This is a messenger RNA of Neofelis nebulosa (Clouded leopard), 1483 nucleotides long. RefSeq names its product RAD51 paralog D (gene RAD51D). The record is from RefSeq and is a predicted model, not a curated record. Gene Ontology annotation, molecular function: single-stranded DNA binding; ATP binding; four-way junction DNA binding. Gene Ontology annotation, biological process: double-strand break repair via homologous recombination; reciprocal meiotic recombination; telomere maintenance. Lineage: Eukaryota; Metazoa; Chordata; Mammalia; Carnivora; Felidae. The transcript has 10 exons. Gene Ontology annotation, cellular component: Rad51B-Rad51C-Rad51D-XRCC2 complex; replication fork; centrosome. Bases 257 to 1255 code for a protein of 332 amino acids.
CCCCAACCGCCCUGUCGCCGCGCGGCCAGCAGAUGGCGCUGCAAGGCCAGGUCCUGGCGCCUGGAAGGCGGAAGCGCGGCUUGGCGCGAGCAGCUGGGCUGAGGCGCGGAGACCCGGCGGGGCGCGCCCCCUCCGCGCUGCCGCCUUGCGCCCCUUCUCGAGCAGGGUGCCGCCGGGUGAAGGGAGAGGGCCCCGCGGAGGCCCGCGGGACGACCAGCCCCGAGCCUGGCGUUACCCGGACCGACCCCCAGGGAACAUGGGCGUUCUCAGGGCCGGGCUGUGUCCGGGCCUCACCCAGGACACGGUCCAGCUUCUGAGGAGCCGCGGGAUCAAGACAGUGGUGGACCUGGUUUCUGCAGACCUGGAGGAUGUAGCCCAGAAGUGUGGCUUGUCUUACAAGGCCCUGGUUGCCCUGAGAAGGGUGCUGCUGGCUCAGUUCUCAGCUUUCCCCUUCAAUGGCGCUGAUCUGUACGAGGAACUAAAGACCUCCACAGCCAUCCUGUCCACUGGCAUCGGAAGGUUUGUACUUGGCCUGGACAAACUGCUUGAUGCUGGUCUCUACACUGGAGAAGUGACUGAAAUUGUAGGAGGCCCAGGUAGUGGCAAAACCCAGGUAUGUCUUUGUGUGGCUGCAAAUGUGGCCUAUGGCUUGCAGCAGAAUGUUGUAUACGUUGAUUCCAAUGGAGGACUGACAGCCUCCCGCCUCCUCCAGCUGCUUCAGGCUAGAACCCCAGAUGAGGAGGAGCAGGCAGGAGCUCUCCAGAGGAUCCAGGUGGUUCGUGCAUUUGACAUCUUCCAGAUGUUGGACGUAUUGCAGGACCUCCGAGGCGCUAUGUCCCAGCAGGUGAGCAGUGCCUCAGCGACUGUGAAGGUGGUGGUUGUGGACUCGGUCACUGCUGUGGUCUCCCCACUUCUGGGAGGUCAGCAGAGGGAAGGUUUGGCCUUGAUGAUGCAGCUGGCUCGAGAGCUGAAGACCCUGGCCCGGGACGUUGGUGUGGCGGUAAUGGUGACCAAUCACAUGACCCGAGACAGGGACAGUGGGAAGCUCAAACCUGCCCUUGGACGCUCCUGGAGCUUUGUACCCAGCACCCGGAUUCUCCUGGACAUUGAGGAAGGGGCAGGGACGUCAGGCAGUUGGCGCAGGGCCUAUCUGACCAAAUCUCCCCGUCUGCCAACAGGUUUCCAGGAGAUGGUAGACAUUGGAACCUGGGGGACUCCAGAGCAGAGCCCCACGUCACAGGGAGAUCAGAUGUGACUGUUCUACUGAUUGGGAAAGGGAGGGCCAUCAUGGGCCCCCCAACUCUGUGCACAGUAACACCUGCUGUUCACUGCCACCCAGCGCUUGGGAUUCCACUCGAAGCUCUUGGGCUGGACAGAAGAGGCAUCUCUGUUUCUUCAGCUUCUCUUUCUGUGGAAACAGAGCUACAGGCAAGAGAGGUGCUGUGGUGGAAGGACCCAGAAAUCCAUGCCAGUGCCAAGUUUU